UAGAGUCCGACGGCUACAAAAGCUAAGCAAAACAGGUCCCCCCUGUUAGCAUCGUUUUCGCGCAUUUACCCUACAGCAUUCCUCCAGGAAUAGUUAUCGGACGGACCCCUUUAAAAAAGAUCUGGUAAAUACCCUCCUGAUGGAUAUUUCUCAAGAUUCUCAAACCUUCACUCAGAUUCUCCGAGAUAUAACUGAACUCGAACCGGUCGUAGGGUCUCCGGAACAAAUUGUUUACAUCCCAACGCCGACCCUGAAUUGUACGGAAAUACCUCCUAGAACGGGUGCCAUAGGGAGUCUACACGGUUUCUGUGAAGGAUAUGCCUACGAGACAAUUGUGCCCUACUCCCAGGAUGUAUUUACACAGAAGCCGCAAACAGAGACUUUAAACGGCCUGUCAACUCCCCUGACCCAGGACCGCUGGACGCCCCCUAUUAAACACCAACGGACAAUCAGGGCCCAGAUCCACAGGUCCGCUUCACCCGAACAAUACUACUGGGAGGGUAUUCACGAGACAGCGUUACAAGGACAAGGCUCACAAGCUACAGACCAGGCAGAUGCUAUAAUUAGGGUUGCCCAAAGACAUGUUCCCGAGUUCUCAGAGCUUCUUCAGAACAGCCCUCUUCAAAAAAGCCGAGACUCCUCGCCUGCUUAUAAAGAGCUCCAAGAAGCUACACAUCUAGAUCCCGAGGAGGCGCCAAAGACCCCAGUCACCAGAACAGCGAAGCCUGAUGAUUUCAAAGUUUUAAAUGACAUUUCUGAGGUAGACGAUUUGAUGUUCUGUGAAGUUGCCAACCUUAUUGAAGCGGCCAAUUCUGGUGGGGGAAGAGCCUCUUGUGAAAUAGAUCAAGCCGUGCUUUUCAAGGCUUUUACACAGGGUUUAAAAUCACGAAAGGCUUUACUUCAACGUCGUAUGGGUAUUCUAUUCGAACAUCAAUACAAUCAGGAUGUGUCAUUCUGGCGUAGAGAGCUUCCCCGCAUGUUAAACAACAGUAGGGUUAAAACAAGCAAAUACCUCCGUUAA
Salvelinus fontinalis (brook trout) is the source of this 1021-nucleotide messenger RNA. RefSeq lists its product as uncharacterized. Lineage: Eukaryota; Metazoa; Chordata; Actinopteri; Salmoniformes; Salmonidae. The transcript is spliced from 5 exons. Bases 140 to 1021 code for a protein of 293 amino acids. The record is from RefSeq and is a predicted model, not a curated record.